GAACUUGGAAGACAGGAUCGACAUAAAAGUUUACCGACAAAAAGUGCUCAAGUUGCGUUUGAAAAGUCAAAAAUACUCUUAAGCUUGCGACCGAAGAGGCUAGAUGACAAAAUACUCGAGUUCGAGGUUUAACUUUAAAGAUAUAAAUGCUCCUGAGACGUUUGUUUUGCUCUUAAGAUUAAGGAAGUUUGCCUUCGGAAAUCCACGGGUUUGAGAUCGAAGAAGGUUGUAGACAGAAUGCUCGUGGAAUGAGGUUGUUUCCAGCCCGUGGUUUUACACGCAUGUGACUCAGAAAGAGAGAGUGCGCACUGACUCACGAGAGCCGCUUCGCGUCGUGAAUGAGGUCAAAUAUUAAGGAUGCCAAAGACGGAAAAGGAAGGAAAAGGGAGUCUGAGGGAGAAAGAAAAGCGGGUGAGGUUUCGCAGCAGCGUCCUUCUGCAGACGCUCGGCUCGGCAUCAGGAGUUUAAAGAGAAGCCUUCAGGUCAACAUGAAUUUAUUGCUAAACCUGCUGUUGCUGCUUUUUGCUCUGUGCUGUGCUGCAGAUCCCAAAGUGUUCAGUAUCAGACAGAAGAGAGGCACACGCACAUAUAGAGACGCUUGUGUGGAAGCUAAUUCAGCCGCGGUCAGAGACAUCGGGAUGACGUGGCUGCGAUGGAAGGGUCAGAAAGUUGAAUUCUGCCGCUGCGCUGUUCGAGCAAGAACACGCUGUCACGAGAUACCGGUGACCAAAUGCUUUGUGUCUAAGUGUUAUAAUGGAGGGACGUGUAAAGAAGCCGUUUACUCCAAUGACUUCAUCUGCCAGUGUCCUCCUGGGUUUACAGGCACUCAGUGUGAAAUCAGCACAACUGAGCGGUGUUCCAGGGGUCAGGGGUCGGGUUACCGUGGCACCUCGAGCAUGAGUGUGUCAGGACUGGAGUGUAUUAACUGGAAUUCCAGCUCACUCCGAGGGAAGAAGUUCACCGCCAAGAGACCAGAGGCAAACAGUCUGGGACUGGGAAAUCACAACUACUGCAGGAAUCCAGACGGAGACUCUAAACCCUGGUGUUACGUUUAUAAAAAGGCUCAGAUCACGUGGGAGUUCUGCUCUUUACCGACCUGCGCCAUCGACCCCUACCUAGAGUGCACACGGGGGUCCGGUCAGACCUACAGAGGGACGAAAGCCGUCACCCGCAGCGGUUUGAAGUGUCUGUCGUGGGAUUCACCUGCAGUGUCUCGAAAGAUCUACAACGCAUGGAGGUCGGACGCCGGGCAGAUCGGCAUCGGAAGCCACAACUUCUGCAGGAACCCAGACGGUGACCUCGGCCCCUGGUGUCACGUCUAUAAAGGCUCUCAGUUGACCUGGGAGCUCUGUGACGUCCCUAAGUGUCCGAGGAAAACUCCGUCAAUCACCACACACGGGCCGCGGGCCCCGAUAACCACCAGCAAUCAAGGUUCCUGCGGUCAGCGCGUGGAAGCUCCUUCAAACUCCCUGCCGACGUUCAGGAUCCGUGGAGGUCAGGUCAGCGACAUCAGAGAGCAGCCGUGGCAGGCCGCCAUCACCGUCUAUCUGCCCCGAGCCAAAUCAUACAACUUCCUCUGUGGAGGCGUCCUCAUCGACUCCUGCUGGAUCCUCUCUGCCGCUCACUGCUUCCAGGAGAGAUUUGAGGAGAAUCGUCUUCGAGUGGUUCUGGGUCGAACCUUCAGGCUUCAGAACUCCAGCAGCGAGCAGAUCUUUGACGUGGAGAAAUACUGGAUCCACGAGCAGUACGACGACGAGACGUAUGACAACGAUAUCGCACUGCUCAAGUUAAAGAGCGAGAGCGGUAUCUGUGCCGUUCACUCUCCAGAAGUCCUUCCCGCGUGUUUACCUGAACCUAACCUGGUCUUACCGGACUGGACGGAGUGUGAGAUCUCUGGUUACGGGAAAGAGGAAGAGUUUUCUCCGUUUUACUCGGAGAGAAUUAAGCGAGGUCUGGUGCGCCUGUGGCCGCAGGAACAGUGUGUCCCGGAGAAGCUGGCCGGUCGUCUGGUGACCCCAAACAUGCUGUGCGCCGGAGACACGCGGGGCCUGGACGACGCCUGCAAGGGGGAUUCCGGCGGUCCUCUGGUGUGUCCCAAAAACGGAAGGAUGACUCUGAUGGGUUUGAUCAGCUGGGGCGACGGCUGCGGGAAGAAAGACACGCCUGGCGUUUACACGCGGGUCACAAACUACACAAACUGGAUCUCCAGCAAGAUGAGAGCGAACUGAAGCACAAACGAACGGCAUUCCCACAAAACGCAGCCGACGACUGGGGGAAAGGGCCGACCUCCACACCUACUGGACUCUAUCUUUGGGGGUUUGAGGAGGAGACGUGGAAAUACGACGAAUGCUGUGAGCCGGUGAUUGUAGAUCAUGUUGCACACGGGAUGAGAAAUCCGACUCCAAAGAACGCUUUUAAUUCACAACACACAACGCGGCCUUCGAUUUGCAAAAGGACAACAUGAGAAACGCACGAUAACGGGUGCUAACUCUGAUGCACAAGGUCUAUUAGAAGUAAAAUUGUUUUUUUUAAUGAUAGCGGAUUUAGAGGCACUUUUGCUUUGCUUUUAAAUAGUAAAGAUGUGAGCGAGCGGCUGAUGGCACUUUUGAAUGUUACGUGAUGCUUGUUAAAUCAUAAUUAUUUUUAACACUAAGCAUCUGCUGGGUCAGAGCGACGUUGGUUUUGGUUAGUGUUGAUCUAAACGCAUUCAUUUGACUGUAUUUAAUACGACUUGUUUUUGACUGCAAAUUGUCUUUAGCAUCCCAGAUCUAAUAUUAUUACAGGCUUUAGAUCUUGGGAUGCAUAUUAAGUUAAUAUUUAACUAUUUAACAUCUUUUAUACACUUUUUGUACACAUGAGCAGCUAGUGCUAAAUUAUUGAUUUUAUACGGUUAACGCUUGUAUGUUAUUUUCGCCUGACAUUUUAUAAAACGUGAAAUGGAAACUGUUCUUUGUCUUCUUUAUGAAAGUGUUCAUUGCAGAUUCAGGAGAUGAUUAUAUGUUUUGUAGCGAGUGCUUUGUGAAUUCACACUGUCGAUUUAGUCAAACUGGAUAACGGGUGAGCGAUUUCAGGAAAAACUGCGAAACAGUUACAAAAUAAAAGUCAUUUCAGAGA
Molecule: messenger RNA, 3114 nt
Organism: Puntigrus tetrazona (Sumatra barb)
Lineage: Eukaryota; Metazoa; Chordata; Actinopteri; Cypriniformes; Cyprinidae
Gene: plat
Product: plasminogen activator, tissue
Exons: 15
Coding region: 339-2228 (629 amino acids)
Biological process (GO): smooth muscle cell migration; plasminogen activation
Molecular function (GO): serine-type endopeptidase activity
Source: RefSeq, a predicted model, not a curated record